AUGUCGUAUACAUCAAACACGUCGAGACCUCCAAACAAAAUCGAGCGUCAAGGCAUAGCAGAAGAAACGCAGUCACUCACACCAAGCAUCCUAAACACCACCAACGCCACAAAUGAAGCAAACCUAUACUCCCGACUCCUCGCCCCUAUCCCAGCCCCAACCACCACAACCAAACCAAAACUAUCCGUCCAAAACAUGGAUAGUUUCACCGCAGCACAGACAAUCCUAGACGCGAAUCCAACCGCCAAAAUUGGCGUCUUGAAUAUGGCCAGUGAAAGAAAUCCCGGUGGGGGAUGGCUUCGCGGAGCGCUGGCGCAGGAAGAAGCGUUGUGUAUGCGAAGUACAUUGGCUGCUACGCUUUACAAGCGAUUCUAUCCUCUCCCCAUCCAUGGCGCUAUCUGGUCGCCCAGGGUAGCGGUUUUCCGGGAUGAGAUUUCGUCGUGGGGGAGGGUUUAUCAGCCUGAGGAGAUAUUUUGUGUGGGUGUUGUUAGUGUGCCGGCUUUGAGACGGCCUGCUUUGACGGGGGAUAAGAGGAAAUUUGCUCGCCCGCAAGAUGUCCAAAUUCUAAAGGACAAAAUGCGACAAAUCUUCCGGAUUCUUGCAAAGCACCACAGAACGCAUUGUGUACUGGGCGCUAUGGGAUGCGGUGCAUUCCAGAACCCCCCGUCCGAGGUUGCCAGGAUCUAUAAGGAAGUUCUUGAGGAACCCGAAUGGAAUGGAGUCAAUGAAGAGAUUGUCUUCGCCGUUUUGGAUACCAGGGGCGAAUCCAAUCAUAGGAUUUUUUCAAAUGCUCUGAUACCCACUAUUUAG
Messenger RNA from Penicillium subrubescens, 810 nucleotides. RefSeq lists its product as uncharacterized. The transcript is spliced from 2 exons. NCBI's taxonomy places the organism in Eukaryota, Fungi, Ascomycota, Eurotiomycetes, Eurotiales, Aspergillaceae. The record is from RefSeq and is a predicted model, not a curated record. The coding region runs from base 1 to 810 and encodes 269 amino acids.